Calypte anna (Anna's hummingbird) is the source of this 3369-nucleotide messenger RNA. RefSeq names its product meiosis-specific coiled-coil domain-containing protein MEIOC. Lineage: Eukaryota; Metazoa; Chordata; Aves; Apodiformes; Trochilidae. The transcript is spliced from 10 exons. The record is from RefSeq and is a predicted model, not a curated record. The coding region runs from base 476 to 3037 and encodes 853 amino acids. Gene Ontology annotation, biological process: mRNA stabilization; female meiosis I; meiotic cell cycle. Gene Ontology annotation, cellular component: nucleus; cytoplasm.
CGCCCCGUCCCCUCACAGCCAUAAGAUGGUGGCGGGCACCCCUCAGCCUCCGGCCCUUCGGCCUGACGAGGCUCCGCGGGCAGAGGCCAAGUCUGCCCUUAAGAAUCUAAAAUCCUGCUUGCAUGGCAACACUGUAUACAUCAAUGAAGAGAACUUGCACACUGCUAUCAAGGACAUGGUCAAACAAAGUGCCGCCCCUCAUCAUUACAAGUCACAGGACCUCUGAGGUAUUUCUCCAACAGCAGCCACCAGUCUCACAGGGCUGACAAUCUGGUUCCUAGUGACAAUGCAGUUUUUAUCUGAGAAGCAAUAAAAUGGGAGUUUAUUAGGUGGGGUUUGUUUGCCUGUGACAUGAGAAUUUCCAGUCACAUAGGCUAGAAGAUUCUGAGCUUGUGAAGGUGGCACACAAACACCUACAAUGUGAAAUCUGUAGAGAAUUCCUCUUACUGUAGAGUAAAUAUCAAGACACCAAAAAAUGGACACUCAAUUAUUUUCCCCAUUAUUAGGAGCAAUUACAACCACACCCCCUGCCCUUGAGUCUUCCCGUUUGUUCAGUGAGUGGGCAGCAUGUGGAGAGGAUAUUGGCUCAAAAACUUCAUUUCCAGACUGCACAAAGAAAAGGGCACCAAUAAAUCUAUCUUAUUCUGGCAAUGGUCCUGAUAUGUUUGGGCUAGUGUCAAGCAUUUUAGAGGAGCCAAGCAAGCCAGAAGCAGUUACAGAUUGGAAUUCUCUUUCAAAAUUGUUCCCACCUCUGUGGGCACCUGAUCUUGGAAGCAAUGGUGAAUUCUCAGGGCUCUCAUCCAAGCAUUCUGUUGAAAAUAAGGAUUUUUCAGACCUUUUGGGCACACAGAACUGCUACCAGGAAAAGUCCCACGACGUGGAGAUGUUACACAGAGGUUUGGAAGAUCUUCAUUUCAUAGAAUCUUGGCUUUCUCCAUCUGGCCCUUGCACUCAGCCUGACAAUAUCCUGAAGAACAGUUACCCUGAACAUUCCUCUUUGCAAAAUAAUAAUAAUAAUGCAAUUCUCCAAGAAGGGUUUUCAUUUCAAAAUGUAGAUUAUAACCAGCACUUGGGCACUUAUGACCACGUGAGGUUAAAUGGAGACUAUGAAAAAAUUAGUCCCAGUUUUAGCACUUUUUCUUCUCAAAACAGAACAAAAGAAGGCAUCAGCAUUCAGAAAGAGUAUUGGAAAGCUGAAAGAGCAAGAGGCAAGGUUAUGAAAAAUAAUGCUCAAGAAGAAGCUAAGUAUUCCCCUGAUCUUUCCAAUCAGCCUCUUGAUGAUUCCUGGGAUAAAGUGUCCCAGGACAGCCAGCAGUUUUCUAAGAGACAGGAAAGCUUCACAGCUCCUCAGAGACUUCCCUCAUCUCUUCAUCCAUCUCUUUAUUUUUUCAAUCAACCAAAAAGAGAAAAUAAUUUUUCUGGAGGGACAAGCAGAAAACCAGAGGAAACCCAUAUGCAAAAUGGUCAUCAUAGCUUUAUUUUGGGGGAUGCUUUUAAUAAUACUGAAUGUAAAGUCCAUAUUCAUCCUAAAGAAUGCUCUCACAAAGUUCCUGAGUAUGAUUUAUCCUUAAAAAGUGUUAUGCAAAAUGGGAAUUAUCCGUUUUACCACAGACAGAUGUGGCUGGAUGGGAAAAUUCCAAAUCCCUUGGAUCUCACGUAUGGAAAGCAAGGAAUAACAAGUCCACAGUCAUCCUCAGGAGUUUCCACCAUGUCCAAUGGUUCUCCCACCCAUCAGUCUGUAACACAAUCUUCUUACUACUCACAGAUCUCUCCUUCACGGAGAGAUGGAAGGUUACAAAUACCCAAUGGAAUUUCCAAUCAUCUGGGAAUUUCUAAUUUCCUCUCAGAAAAUCAGAAGCAGGUGAAACCCACUGGAAGAUCACAACACGAUUCCCUGGCUAAUAAGGAAGGACACCACCAUAAACUCCCCAUUAACUUUCCAGCUGACUGGUUAAUGCAGCAGAGUGAAGAUCCUGAAAAAUACCACAGAUAUCCAAAAAAACCAACCCAAGGAAAUGGAAAUAAAGAUGACAGAAGAGGCAGGAGGAGCUGGAUUCCUCAUUUUGGGCACACAACCCCAAACCGCCAGCAGUUCAGCACCUUCCGAAAAAGCCACGAGCAGAGUGGUGGUGGUGGUGUGUCAGAUUUCAUCAGUCCUCCUUUUCGUCCUUCUUUCCCCCUGAUGUCUGAUUUUAAACAAAAUCCCAGCUUUCCUCCAUUCAACCACCACCUCUUUUCAUCAGGAAAUAAUUUCAAUUUCCCUCCCUCACCAUUCCCAUUCUCAGAACUCGUCGAUCUUUUUCACUACGAUGAUUUGAGUCACUUUAAUCCCUUCCUCAGUGACCUCUUUUGUGGGGAAAUUGCUGCUCCCUGCUUUGCCUUCCCACCACCAUUUAACAGGUACAGACCUCCAAGAAACAGAAAUGGACCUGCUAAUGAGCUUCACAGCCGACUGGAGGAGUGUUAUGAACAGUGGAGAGCUCUGGAGAAAGAGAGAAAAAAGACUGAGGCUGACCUGGCAAGAAACUUCCCAGGGAAGCGAAUUUCCAGCUCAAACACCACUCCUGUCUCCAGACUCCCUCCCAACCCUUCCAGAGUUGAUCGUUUGAUUGUUGACCAAUUACGAGAACAAACCAGGGUACUCACAUUAAUAGGAAAAAUGGAACAGCUUCAUGGUACUCCUGUGCACAGUAACAUAUCCAGAACUUUGGAACAGCACUUGGAAGCCAUCCGUGUGACACAGGCGAGGCGUAAGGAUGAGAUCAUUAAUGCUGCAAACCCCCAGAGACAAGGAGCACCACGGUUUAAUAAUGACAAAGAUGUCCUGGCUCUGGCAGCUGCCAUCAGGGAGUUGGCUGCUUCCACACGCAGGGCUCGCACUGCUUUGUGGUGUGCUUUGCAGAUGACUUUGCCAAAACCCACUGCAGUAAAACAAGAAGCUUUUGAAAAGACAUUACAAGGCCUUUGUCCUCCAGACACAAGCACACAAGAAAAAAACAGCUUGGAACAUGAAAACAAAGGAAGCAAAAAAGAAUAAUCUGCGGAAGCCUUGAGGAUUCUGGAAUAAGAGCAGAAAAUAAGAAUAAUGAUAAAAGGGAGGCAGGAGGAUGGGGGAAGGGCAGAGUACCCUGCAUGGUGCCAUGGAAGGGGUUUUUGAUGGGUUAUCAAAAAGGAAAAGGGUUGAUCUAAGUGAUGAGUGCUGCAGUUCUGCUACUGCGAUGUGGGUGUUGAGAGACACAUCUUGUAAUUGUGUUAAUGCAAUUUUAAUAUUGCUGGGAUUGCAAUGUCUGCUGCAUAACAAUUUUAUUGUUAAGGGGAACUAAACACUAGCUGAGCAUUUCCUUGUGUGUUUUUAUCCAGAGCUCUGGA